This is a messenger RNA of Sclerotinia trifoliorum, 2500 nucleotides long. The record is from the annotation of a GenBank genome assembly. Lineage: Eukaryota; Fungi; Ascomycota; Leotiomycetes; Helotiales; Sclerotiniaceae.
UCUUACCCUUCCCACGGCUGGCUCCAACACGUAACUCGCAAAGGAUCAAAGGAUUAGCUAGCUAGACCGCCUUUUUCAGCUUUCGCUUUUGAUGUACAUCUUUUUGUCCUCGUGAACAAUUCCGUCUCCCAAGGACAAAGGCAUUUUCAAAUAUAUAGACAGUAAAUAUGACCUAUGAAAUUGAAAUUUUUUGAAAUAUGCGUUCUUAUAUGCCAUCAUGGAGCUGUCAUUGUAUACUGGUAGUGGACAACAAUUGGUUGGACGAUGUAUCAUUGUGAUCGUAGUCAUUGCCUUAGGUCUACUAUUGCCGAAGUGGAAAAGAUCCAGGCAUAUCCGGAAUCUGAAGCGGCGACACAAUUGCGCGGAAGCAAACAAGUAUCCUCAUCAGGAUGUUCUGGGAACAGAUCUAGCUCGCAUUCGAGCUCAGGCAGUCAAAGAAGGCCAUCUUUUCAGAUUGUACAAGUCACAAUUUGACACUUACGGCAAGACUUUCUCCGAAGUCUGGCGUGGUACGACGCUGUUUAAUACAAUAGAGCCGGCAAAUAUUCAGCAUGUAGCGGCAUGGGCUGCGGAAGAUUUUGGCAAAGAUCCUGAUAGAGAAAUAGCUCAAUGGCCGCUUUUGGGACCCAGCAUUUUCUCAGAUGGACAUGCCUGGAGUUUGUCGAGAGAUUUGGUGAAACCCAUAUUUGCCAGGGCAGAAGUGUCGGAUCUUGAUUUCUUUGCUUCUUGUGUCGACAAGUUUUUGAAGUUACUUCCGGAAAAAGGCGAGACAUUUGACAUUCAGCCAUUGCUGCAUAGACUAGUAUGUUAACCGCAGAGAGUUUUUGGAUUAUGGCACUAACUGCUACUUAGUUCUUGGAUUCCUCCAUGGAUUUCAUUUUUGGCCGCUCUUUAAAUGCUCUACAAGCGGAAGCCUCACCUGAGAGUGUUGAAUUCACUGAGGCUUUCACUACAGGACUGAAAGAAGUCAGUGCUCGGCGCGAUGCGCCAUGGUUUCAAUUCCACUACCAGCGAUUCAUUGAAGGCCCCAUUUGGAAGAAGGCCUACCAGACCGUUCAUCGAUUCGUAGAUGGACAAGUACAGUUGGCUCUUGUAGAUACAGCAAAAGAGGAGGCUAAUUAUGGAAAUUCAGGGAGGAAACGCUAUGUCUUGCUCCACGAGAUGGCUAAACAGAUCCGGGACCCUAUUGCGCUCCGAUAUCAUGUAUUAGGUUUCUUCGCACCAGCACGGGAUGUGACUUCUAGGCUAGUAGCUAAUGCCAUGUUCCAACUCGCCAGGCAUCCGAAUGAAUGGGCGAAGCUUCGCCGCAUUUCUUUAGAGCUAGGCGACGCCCCGCUGUCGUUUGGAAAGCUAAAACAACUAGCCGAGUUCAGGUAUGUGUUGCAGGAGACCAUCAGAACCGUUGGGCCCGCAGCAAGAAUAUGGCGUGCUGCCGUACGCGACACAAUUUUACCAAAAGGAGGAGGUUACGACCAAACGCAGCCGGUGUUUAUCCCUCGAGGGUCACCAGUAGUACUCGGCACAUGGUGCAUGAACCACGACAGUGACAUCUGGGGCGAUGAUGUGGAAACUUUCAGGCCUGAUCGAUUCGUUGGGCGUAAGAUGAACUGGGAAUUCCUUCCGUUUUAUGGAGGACCAAGAAUAUGCCCUGCUCAGCAACAGGCCAUGAUCCAGGCUACUUAUGUGCUGGUGCGGCUGACACAGAUGUUUGAGAUAAUCGAGAACCGGGAUUCAGAGCCAGAAUUCCUGCAACUAAUCAAGAUGGGUGUUGAAAGCAUGAACGGGGCUAAGAUUGCUUUCAGAUGAUCAAUGAGUUAUCUCCGAAAUAGACGAGUGAGUAGUCCAGUGGAGGAAAGAUAUCAAAAUCGAAGACGAGGCUCAGCAAUCAUAUCCCCGUAUCGGUUCAGGCUACUUGUGUAAGUAGGAAGAAGAUUCAUGGCUAUAGAUGUGGCAUAAAUUGGAUGGCCAAGAUCUUACAACCCAAGUCUUGGCUCAAGACAAGAACAUGCCUUAUGAAUUAUUGAGAUACCUUUAGGAAGGCUUAGUGGCAUUCAAAAUGUCGACGCCUUGCUCAGGCUGCGGUGGUGACAUGGAACCAGAACGAUCUCUUGAUUUUCAGGAAAUUCCAGUCUUGUAUGUAAAACUUCACUAUUAUCAGACAACUUCUUCUAAGGAUGUCUCCAUCUGAUGCUGCCUGUGAAAGUCAACAAUGAUAGGCCUUGCCCCUUUAAAAGAAAGACCCGUCGCAAAUUGCAUAAAUUCCCUUCUCUGUAUUGCGUAAACCCCUCUAACCUCAGCAUCCAACGUUCAGAUAAGUUGCGGUGCGGCAAGUGCAUUAGAUCACACAGAAGUAUUGCAAAGAACGGUUGAGUGAUUCUGAAGUUAUCUUGGUCGCGGUGUACUUACUGUGUUUAGUACUUUGCAGCAAUGGCACGGGUAAUGUGAAGUAUGUAUGCUACUCAACCAAACUCGUUCUACCUACUUCUCAGUCGCCUUUGUA